This is a messenger RNA of Penicillium salamii, 2049 nucleotides long. NCBI's taxonomy places the organism in Eukaryota, Fungi, Ascomycota, Eurotiomycetes, Eurotiales, Aspergillaceae. The record is from the annotation of a GenBank genome assembly.
AUGAUUCCCACUGCUUUACCGCACAUGGCGCCGCCGUUACUCGAUUCCGUCCCAGCUCUCAAAGCUGAUCCAGAAAUCGCUAUUCCAAUCACUGUCCUUCCGACUCUGCCGUCCACCGCGCCAAAGGAAGACCCCGUCCCACAGGUCCCCGCUCCCGGGGGCACUGUCGUUAUCGUCCACGCCGAGAACCAGGGCCAUAUCGCACAGCUGGCCGCAGAGGUAUUGGGCAAACCAUGGACGACGGAGGUGCGCGCGCGCAAUGCAGUGCUGGGCAUUUUGGCGCAUGAUGUCGCGAGCUUGCCGGAGCGAUCGGCUCUGGUUGUGGUGAAUACGCACUGUGUGGGCGAUGGGACGGCACCAGACGAUGCAUUGACAGAGAGUUGUGAUUAUGAAUUUUUGUAUUCGCAGAGUCCGUUUUUGCGACGGGAUCUGUCGCGCUUUCUGUCUUUGAUUCUGGGUCAGACCAGGCCGCAUGAUGAUUUGGGGACGAAGACGAGGACGAAUUUCAUUUCGACGACUUUCCCUGAUGUGCGUGCUGCUUUGCCGAAUUUGGAUAUUUUGUCGGUUGGCUCGGAUGCUGUUGAAAUUCGUGUCGAUUUGCUCGUCGAGCCGGCUGAGGGUGUUGCGCCUGUUCCGAGCUUGAAGUAUGUUGGUCAGCAGUUGAUGCUUUUGAGGCAGCAUACUGAACUACCCAUUAUCUUUACUACGAGAUGUAUAAGGGAGAACGGGAAGUUCCCUGUUGAUGAUCCUAUGCUGUUCUAUAAGUACCUGCGACGGGCUAUUCAGUGGGGAGUUGAGUAUAUCGAUGUGGAAGUGUGGCUGCCGGAAGAAAUCAGACAGAAUCUAUUUGAGAAAAAGGGACACAGCAUGAUCCUCUCUGCCUUCCACGAUUUUUCCGGAACCUGGAAAUGGACAUCCGAAGAGGCGCAUCGCAUUUUCACCGAAAGUGCCAAAUACGCCGACAUUGUCAAGAUGAUCGCAAUGGUUCACACAAUCGAGGAGAAUUACGAGCUAGAAUACUUCCGCUCAACCAUCAAGAGUCGUGGCUCCGGUCCUCUCCUUUCAGCAGUCAACAUGGGCCAAAUGGGUCAGUUAUCUCGUGCCCUCAAUACCGUUUUCUCGCCUAUAACACACCCACUCCUCCCCAUGAUUGCUGCACCAGGUCAACUCAGCGCAGCCGAGAUCAAUGAAGCAAUGCAUAUAAUGGGCCAGCUUCCCAAACGUGACAUCUACGCAAUCGGCUCAUUCAGACCAACGCCACACUCGAUGUUCAUGGAAAAAUGCUUCAAUGAACUCGGCCUACCGCACAAUCUGACCUCAAUCGACCGCGGCCUCAAAGGCUCUAUCGAAUCCAUCCUCUCUCAGCCGCACUUCGGCGGCGCGUACGUGAAUCCCCCAAUCGCAGGCUCAACCUCCUAUAUACCAGCAGUGAGCGAAGCAGCGCGCGCAAUUGGUCUCGUCGACACCAUCGCAAUGGUGGGCGAUUCCAAAAGCGCAACACGCUUCAUCGGCGAAAACGCCGCUUGGAAGGGCAUCCGUGCCACUUUAACGCGCGAGUAUGUCCCGUCGGCCUAUAGUACUAGGGCGGCAAUUAUUCUCGCCGGCUCAGAGGCCGAUGCCUCCCCUGUCAUUUUCGCUCUGCGUUCUCUAGACGUCGGCACCAUCUACACAGUUGGCUUCAAAGCCUCCGGCCCCUUAUCCACAGGCCUGGAACCAUUCACUUCAAUCCAGUCCGUCAAGCUGGUCGAGCAGCCGUUCGUGAUUGUCUCGGCAUUGCCACCCGAGAAGUCUCUGCUCGUCCAACCAUUGCUGAGACAUUAUGGUGCAAACGGUCGCUCGUCACCGAAGUCCCGGGGAAAGGUUUAUCUUGACCUGGCUAGUGGGCCGCGGAAGGGUGAUCCCCUUGCUGUUGCUAGUCGGGCUGGGUGGACGGCAUACGGGGCUGAGGAUGUUAGUGCUUGGACGACGGUUGAGACGCUCAGGCUUCUGGUUGGCCAGAAUGUGCCUUUUGACUUUGUGCGUAUGGCGUCUGGGAGACCUUUGUUUUAG